AAUGCUCAGAAAGGGAAGAAAGCUGUGCACAAAAAUGCUGUUGAACGAAGAUUGAAGGACAAGAACAGCGACCUCAGCUCAGACGACGAAGUUUCUGUUGAAGUUGAACAAGAAACAACAGAGAGGACAAAUUGUACUGAUAACUAUGUUAUUUCAGAAGAAGAAGAUGAAGAUGAAAGGGUUUCCGUUACAGCAGCUGACGCUUUGAAUGAUGCCAAUUCCCUCCGUCUUGGAAUGGGUGAUUUUGUGUUUUAUAGUGUUCUUGUCGGCCAAGCUGCGACGACAGGAAAUAUUGGAGCAACGAUUGCGGCUGCGUUAGGUGUAGUUUAUGGCCUACUGGUUACCCUCACAUAUUUCAGUAACGGCGAUGAAACGACGCCGGCUCUUCCGAUAUCUAUAGUGCUUGGAACUGUUUUCCACUACGGCUAUCUGCUACUCGAGCCAUACAUCAUGCAUUUUAUGGACGUCUUCUUUGAAUUUUUAUUUGACGAACUUCCUUAG
Molecule: messenger RNA, 501 nt
Organism: Strongylus vulgaris
Lineage: Eukaryota; Metazoa; Nematoda; Chromadorea; Rhabditida; Strongylidae
Source: the annotation of a GenBank genome assembly